AUGCUCGCCGACUUAAGAGCUCCCUCUUACUCCCUCACUCAUUUGAGUAGAGUAUUGCAUGACGAAGGUUGCAAAGACGAAGAUGACGAAUACCAGAUUGUGUUCCCCUUAUACGACAACGAGAAAGAUUACAGUCAAAUCAAAGACGUAGAAUCUCUGUCAAAUACUAGUUCUCACAUCGUUUUACCAAUUUUGGAAAGUUCAUCGGCUAUUACAUCAAGUCUAAUAUUACCGGGUCCGUUUGACCGUGCAGAGGACGAUACGGCCAUUGGGGCACAGCCGUCUAGACAUGUAGAUUACUUAUUGCAUAUUUGGAAAGAGGAGGAUAUCUGGUCGUCGUGGAAGCAUAUUGUAUCAAAGCGAAAAGUUCAUGGUAACAACGCAAGAUUGGAGAAUGCGUUAUGGCGGACAUGGACGAAGUCAAAGAAUAAGUUGAAUACUGUGCCUCCAGAAACUAUUAAUUGGUCGAAGGAUUGCGACGUGAUAUGGCUGUAUGGCCCCUUGCAAACUGGAACGGACAAGUCAUCACAUCUACCAUCCUCCUGGAUAGCAAGCAGCCGGAUCUCCAAGCCAAACACAUGCUUAAAUAAGAAACCAAUAUUAAAGAAGCGAGGCAUGUCGGAGAUAAUGCUACAGAGAUCUUUUUCGUCUUUAUCGCUUCGCAGACAGGCAGCUGCAACAGCUCAAGCACAGCAAUCUGAUAAUCGAGGACUUGUUUGUUUAAGGGCCGACCAUAGAGUUUCCAAUUAUACUGUGUCAUUUUCAUCACCAGGUUUCAGUCAAGAGAGUACCAGCAUGCUCUCUUCGAUCUCCUCAUUAGGGCCGUCAUCUCCAGAAGUAGGAGAGAAGAAAACCAUACGUUUUAAUGAGCAAGUUGAGCAGUGUAUAUCGUUGGAGAUAAAGGACAAUGGCAGCAAAGAGAUAUAUGCCAUUAAUGACUACGAUGAUAGCGAUUCUGAUAAUGAAGGAAUUGUGAUGAGGAACAACUCGAAGCGGAAAUUACCCCCACUCCUUAAAAGGAGGACAUCGGGUCAAACCUCCAGUGUGGAGAGCAAGACGAUUGCAAUGUUACCACCAACGACAUUGAAGUAUAAAGGGGAUACACUGGAGGCCUCAGAAAUCGCAAUAAAGCAUAGCAAUGGAUUCUGGAGCGGUAGUAAAUCAUCUCCCUCCCCGUUUCAAGAGACGUCAAGACCAUCAACACUAUCCACAAGACCGUUGUUCGGGAGUGGUGAGGAGGGCAAUGAUGACGGCAAUGAUGAUGUCGAUAUGGACUGGCAGCCACCGAGAGCCUUCAACAACCGCAAGGAUUAUGUAUCAGCAUCACAAGAGCGGCUCCAGAAUUUGCACGCGCCGGCAUCUACAUCCAGUCUCACCAGCGAAUCCUCAGCCUUCUCUAUGCGUUACGAAGAAGUUAAAGAUGAUGUCAUGUCUGAAAGUUUCUUUGGAAAGAUUAUGGAGACUGUAAAUACAGCGAGGGAUAUCGCACAGGCAAUUACGGCAUGGAGGCGGUAG
Molecule: messenger RNA, 1515 nt
Organism: Hyaloscypha bicolor E
Lineage: Eukaryota; Fungi; Ascomycota; Leotiomycetes; Helotiales; Hyaloscyphaceae
Exons: 2
Coding region: 1-1515 (504 amino acids)
Biological process (GO): protein catabolic process in the vacuole; cellular response to glucose starvation
Source: RefSeq, a predicted model, not a curated record